UCCAACUCAUUCGAAACAACAAUCACACUCACCGUCGAUUACCCGCCAUUGACAUUCUCGAACAUCAACCGAGACAUUCGCACCCAACCGAGACAUCUCACUCACGUAAAUCACACAAAAGACAUUAUACAAACGUCGCACAUCGACUGCAAAAUCGAAAGUCAGCGAACAGGGCGCAUCAUAUUUGAUCACAUACGGCUGGGCUUGCAGCGUUGCGUUCAGGCCAACCUCAAGGUCUCCAACGUCGCAAGCCUGCGUCUGGCGGAGUCAAAAUGAUUCCAAUACCAAAACCAGAAGAUUACAAUGUCUCUUCGGAGAACGGAUUUUUGCCUACGGAAGCGCCUCUUGAGCGCCUGCCCGACGCAUACUAUGGACCAUGGGAAUAUGUUGUGAACAAUCUGCAAGGUCUGGUCCUCAGUAAGAGACUGCGAGAGACUAUAAAUAAGAUGGAAGUGCUCUCGACCGAGCGACUGUUUGGGGAGGCUCAAUGGCGUCGGGCAUACAGCGUGCUUGCAUUCAUUGCACAUGCAUACAUUUGGGGAGACGACAAGCCUGCUGAAAGGGUGCCGCCACCGGUCACCAUACCAUUCUUGCAGACAUGUGCUCACCUUGAGCUUCCACCAGUCGCUACCUAUGCCGGGCUCGUGCUCUGGAACUGGAAGCCGAUUUUCGAUGCUGAACGUGCCGACACUCUGGCAAACCUCGACACCAUCAAUACUUUUACUGGCUCGCUUGAUGAGAAAUGGUUCUACUUGAUUAGUACCGCUGUCGAAUCCAGAGGUGGUCCUCUUAUUCCCCUGAUGCUGAAAGCUGUCGAAGCUGCGAAUCACAACGAUCGCAAUACCGUCACCGAAUGCCUCAAGCAAUUCGCAGAACGCCUUGAUGAGCUUGGAAUGACAUUGUCUCGAAUGUAUGAAAAUUGCGAUCCGCAUGUCUUCUACCAUCGCAUCAGGCCCUUCCUGGCAGGAAGUAAAAACAUGUCCGAUGCUGGUCUCCCGAAUGGUGUGAUCUUCGACAAUGGAGGUCCAAUCAACAAGCAACGCUACGUGCAGUUUAGUGGCGGCAGCAAUGCUCAGUCAAGCAUCAUCCAGUUCUUCGAUAUUGUUCUCAAUGUCAAGCAUCGGCCCACGGGAAGCAAGGCCGACUCAGUAGUGGCUGAGAAGGAGAACUCAGCGCCAGCGCCAAAUUUCAUUCAUGACAUGCGCAAGUAUAUGCCAGGCCCUCACGCUCGCUUCCUGGAAGCGGUGCAACGUGUGGCGAAUGUUCGUGCCUUCGUUGAAGAGCACCAGUACGACCAGGCCCUGCAGACAGCGUUUGAUGCUUGCAUUGCUGUCCUCUCCGACUUCAGAGAUCGACACAUUCAGAUGGUCACUCGCUACAUCAUCAUCAAGAGCCGAGAGGCCAAGAGUGCUGAGAGCGAGAAGGAUGUUGAGAUGACGUCGAAGAAGAUAAACCUUGCCAUGCGUCCAAAAGAUGAGAAGGAAGGCGAGCAGAGCAAGAGGGAUCUGAAGGGCACUGGGGGCACUUCACUCAUUCCGUUCUUGCGUCAGGCACGAGAUGAGACCAACGAGCCGGCGGUGGAGGCAUGGACUCGUCGCAUUCUCAACAAGCGGCGCGGGAUCGUCGCAAAGGAUGAGCAUGGCGAGGUCAUGCAAGGCAUCUCAACUGUUUGGACGAUGGACACAGGAAAUGCACUUUGCUAUUCAUAGACUCGCCUGUGGCGCUGCGAAGCACUGCACUUAUUGGUUUGCAUAUCUGACAUGAUGAUGUGCAUAUAAGAAGAAAUAGAUGAUCAUGAUAAAUCCGUUGCU
Molecule: messenger RNA, 1811 nt
Organism: Pseudocercospora fijiensis CIRAD86
Lineage: Eukaryota; Fungi; Ascomycota; Dothideomycetes; Mycosphaerellales; Mycosphaerellaceae
Exons: 1
Coding region: 273-1709 (478 amino acids)
Biological process (GO): 'de novo' NAD+ biosynthetic process from L-tryptophan
Cellular component (GO): cytoplasm
Molecular function (GO): heme binding; metal ion binding; indoleamine 2,3-dioxygenase activity
Source: RefSeq, a predicted model, not a curated record